Molecule: messenger RNA, 1237 nt
Organism: Aspergillus novofumigatus IBT 16806
Lineage: Eukaryota; Fungi; Ascomycota; Eurotiomycetes; Eurotiales; Aspergillaceae
Exons: 2
Coding region: 203-1108 (301 amino acids)
Source: RefSeq, a predicted model, not a curated record
GCUAAGCGAUGGAUAAUGACAGUCAUUCGCGUUGUCGGGGCCCAACUCGCCGAGCACCGAUCCUGGUCCUUGAUCGGCAUUUGGAGCCAAGUAGGUAUAUAUUCACAGCGUGAUGGGGACGCUGCUUGGACAUAAUGUCGCAACUCUCAACAUCAAACCUGGCCACUGCUAAGGCAGCAUCUCGACGAGACAGUGUCCAACGAUGCUUGACAAACGAGGAGGGCCUGUCAUCCCCGACAUUCCCAUCUGUGCCGUCUUCCUCGCCCUCUACAUCGGAUUUGCAGCUGCGAACAUGACCAUCCUCCAAAUAAAUGGUCGAAGAAGCCACAAGUUCCUUAUGUCGGGAAUGCUAUUUGGCUUUUGUAUGGCACGGAUCACCACCCUAGUCUUGCGCAUCGUCUGGGCCAAUCGACAGCAUAACAUCCGACUCGCCAUUGCCGCCAAUAUCUUUGUCAAUGCCGGUGUUCUCCUAGUAUACAUCAUCAACUUGCUUCUCGCACAGCGUAUUCUUCGAGCGAAGCAGCCUCGGCUCGGCUGGAAUCCCGUUUUGCGGGUUGCAUACAAGAUCCUUUACGCCCUCGUCGCUGCAGCUUUGAUCAUGGUCAUCACGGCUACUGUUGUCAGCGUUUAUACCCUGGACAAGCAUACGCAGUCACAAUGCCGCGAUGUCCAACUGGCAGCCAUAACUCUUCUUCUUGUCAUUACCUGUCUUCCUAUCCUGCAUCUCCUGGCUGCGUUUCUGUUUCCACGAUCCGACCAGGAGGAAUCAUUCGGAAAAGGAAGCAUGGCCAGCAAAGUCAUCAUCGUGAUCCUAUCGUCUGCGCUGUGCAUCCUCAUCGCGGGCUUCAAGGCUGGCGCAAACUGGAGUACGCCUCGGCCAGUCACCAACCCCGCCUGGUUCCAUUCCAAGGCCUCCUUUUACGUGUUCAACUUUGUCCUCGAGAUCCUUAUCCUUUGUCUUCUGACCUUCAGUCGCAUCGACAAGCGAUUCCAUAUUCCGAAUGGAUCUACAAAGCCUGGUGACUAUAGUCGUCUCGGACUGCAGUUGGAUAAAGGAGCAGAAGAGGAUCGGGCUUCUGCUUCUGUUGAGAUGAAGAAUAGUGCAUAACCGCCAUGAAGCGGAUGUCAAAAAGGGGUCAAUAGAGUGAAGGGCCUUAAAUAGUAAUAUUAGAACUUUAACGAUAUCUCAUAUCAAUACUGAUGAUGAUCAAGAAUGUAAUUAAAAUGCAAUCCACCA